Molecule: messenger RNA, 2984 nt
Organism: Gasterosteus aculeatus aculeatus (three-spined stickleback)
Lineage: Eukaryota; Metazoa; Chordata; Actinopteri; Perciformes; Gasterosteidae
Source: RefSeq, a predicted model, not a curated record
CCGGGCGGCUCGCUCCUCUUCAUUCGCAGGUCGCUUCGCUUCCCGUUGCCCUCUCGGCCACCGGGGAGGUCCGUGGCCGCAGAAGAAAAAGCCUCCAGAUUCCCGGGCGUCUGGCACCGGGCUCCUCAGGCCCGUCCCACCCCCCACCCCACCGCACCGCACCGCACAGCCGGUCGCUCAUGACGCGAGCCCCGCCGAUGGUGGUGCCCGGCGCCGCGCGCUCCCCGUCGGUGCGACAUCUCCGCGCGGAAGUAGCAUCGCUGGCUAACGUUAGCUAACAACAUCGAUUUAUCUGCUGCUCCACCCCCAUCAAUCCCAUCCCCUCUACCCUCUCCCAUCUCCCCUCUCCCUCCGUCGACCCCCCGCUACCGAUCCAUCUCAUCAACAUCUGAUUCGUAGCUAACACUGGAUCCCCUCUCCCCCUUCUCCCCCACCACGUCCCCCAUCCUCGACCGUCCAUCGGCCAGCGCAGGAAGCCUGCCGGUUCCCCCACUCAAGAGUUUUAGCCCGUGGGAUUUUAAACCACCGACACCCCCCCCCCCCCCCCCGCUCCUCAUCUGUGGCCUUUUAGGGGUUCAGUUUCCGCUCUACCUCAACGUCCCGAUGCCUCCAAGCCCCUGUUUGUGACCCCAGCUGCAUUCUCCCCCGUUCCAUAAGACCCCACCGACAUCAGCCCCGCUGUCUCUAACAACCCGACCAGGGGACACGGCACGGUGUACAUCUCCGGUUCCGUACCCGGGCAACCGGACGGAUUUUGCGUGACACCGCCCCCGUGCCACGGGUCUCGCCAUGCCUGGUCCGGUGGCCGGUAGCAAGUCCCGCGUGUACGCAGACGUCAAUACCCUGAAGAGCCGGGAAUACUGGGACUACGAGGCCCACGUGCCCAACUGGAAGUGAGGACGUUUCCGUUUGCUGCAGAUGUUAGAGGGGGUCAACAUCACCAACAACGAGAAAGUGGUGGUCAAGAUCUUGAAGCCGGUUAAGAAAAAGAAGAUCAAGCGAGAGAUCAAGAUCCUGGAGAACUUGCGAGGUGGGACCAACAUCAUCCGGCUGGUGGACGCAGUCAAAGACCCAGUGUCCAGGACUCCGGCGCUCGUCUUUGAAUGCAUCAAUAACACAGACUUCAAGGAGUUGUACCAGAAGUUGACAGAUUAUGAUAUCCGUUUCUAUAUGUAUGAACUACUCAAGGCUCUGGACUACUGUCACAGUAUGGGAAUCAUGCACCGCGACGUCAAACCCCACAAUGUGAUGAUCGACCACCAGUUGAGAAAGCUACGCCUUAUAGACUGGGGUUUGGCAGAGUUCUACCACCCAUCCCAGGAGUACAACGUCCGGGUGGCCUCGCGUUACUUCAAAGGCCCCGAACUCCUGGUGGACUACCAAAUGUACGAUUACAGCCUGGACAUGUGGAGCUUGGGCUGCAUGCUGGCCAGUAUGAUAUUUCAGAAAGAGCCCUUCUUCCACGGACAGGACAACUACGACCAGCUGGUGCGAAUCGCCAAGGUCCUUGGGACGGAUGAGCUGUUUGGUUACCUGCGCAAAUACCACAUUGAACUGGACCCGCGCUUCAAAGACCUGCUGGGACAGCAGAGCAGGAAGCGCUGGGAACAGUUUGUGCAGACGGAGAACCAGCACCUGGUGAGUCCUGAAGCUCUGGACCUGCUGGACAAGCUGCUACGUUACGACCACCAACAGAGGCUGACGGCCACGGAGGCCAUGGAGCAGCCCUACUUCUACCCGAUAAUAAAGGAGCAGUCUCUGUCAAACUCUGACAAUAACAUGGUAACCAGUGGCAACACUACGGCACGAUGAAACGCAGAUGACGAUGAUGAAGAAGAAGAAGAGGAGGAACAAGAAGAAGAAGAUGAUGAUGUUACCUCAGUUUUGUACCCAGUUGUGAUAUUAACUGUGUACAGUGACAAUGGAUCAAAGUAACUCGGACCAGUUCCACUCUUCACAGAUAUGUUCAUACACACACACACACACACACACACACACACACCUUUAAAGGUCAGUCACUCCUCCUCGUCUUCCUCUUCUCGCUCCCUCGUCCCUCCUUUAUAUAAUCUCCAGAUUGUUUCAAUCAGCAAGGAGAACCCCUCCCUCCCCCCGCCUGUCUGCCCCCCCCUCAUCGUCCCCCGUCCUGUGUCCCCCAACAGACAGACGUCUACUGCUCCAUUUCUGACAGUGGCACGGUGGACUCUCUAGAAUGAUGAUAAUAUUAAUGAAAAAUAAAUGAUUUUUAUUUAGAUGACGUCUACCUGUGUCAAGAGGGAGUUAUUGCUAGUUCUUUUUUUCUUUUUUACAGUACGAUAUUAUUUUGUAUUUUUGGACGAAGACACAUUUUCUUGAUGUGUAAUCAUACGAAUUCAUAACGAUCACCUGACUUCACAAUCUGAUAACCCACUUAAGGACCCACACUGGACACUAAACCUUUAACUAAACAUGUUCAAAAUGACAAGUUCGAUGUGAACACAGAGCGAUGGACUCUAAGCAAACGGAUGGUAGCGUGUCAGUGAGGGUUGUUGUGACAGCAGCGCUCGAGUUGUGUAAAGCUGCUACAACCAGUUUGCUGUCUCUCCUUUUUGCUUCCAAAAGCUCAGGAUAGGUGCUUCAGGCAGAAGACCAGACCGAAGUCAAACAAAGAGCCAUUUCCUGCAGGAGGUGGUGGGGACCAAAAGAGAGCAAUACUGGACUUGCAUUUAACUCCAAAUAUGUUGCUUCAUAACUGCUGUAUGUUUAACUCAACUGAAGUUCUUGCCAUUUCAACCCCAAUUCUUUGAAGUCGCAGUAUGCUAAAAUUGUUGAGAUAUUUAUUUUCUAACUAACAGGUUUGACACAAGUGUUGCAUUUAGAAAUGACACCUCUGUAAUAACGUGAUUAUGCUGAGCUAAUAGUUUUAUCACAUGAAUUUGAAUACUCUGUAUUUCCAUUCCAGGUCAGCAUUAAACAUAUAAUGGGUUAUGUAUAAUCUUGAAACAAAA